AUGUCAUUUUGUGUAAAACCAGAAAAUGGAAAAGAUAAAGUUAUGUUUUUAACUAGCAAUGAUUUAAGUUCUCCAUCUGCAAUUAAACUAAAAGAUGAUGAACAAUUUGAUCCUUGGGAACAACAUGGUUUAGUACUACCAAAUGGUUCAAUCAAUUGGAAUUGCCCAUGCCUCGGUGGUAUGGCGUCAGGCCCAUGUGGUCUUGUUUUUCGUCGAGCCUUUACCUGUUUCCAUAAUAGUGAUGUCAAUUCUAAAGGUUCUGAAUGUUUUACCGAAUUUUCUGCAUUAACACAAUGCUUUGCGAAAUAUCCGAAUCUGUACGGAAGUAAAGAUAAAUCUUCAACUAGUCAACCAACAACAACAUCAGCUACAACGGCCAUAUCUGAUGCACUUCGUAGUCAAACAUAG
Molecule: messenger RNA, 408 nt
Organism: Rotaria socialis
Lineage: Eukaryota; Metazoa; Rotifera; Eurotatoria; Philodinida; Philodinidae
Source: the annotation of a GenBank genome assembly